CGCCCUUCGGUUUCCUAAACGAAAGCAUGCCUUUUUCUUCGCUAUGUAUCUACUCUGCCGCCAUGUAUGAAAACAAUGGAAGUGAGAUGGAUUCAAGAGCACAAGUAAAGCCAAAGCUUUUAUGCAAGGACCUUGCUCCCCAAGUUGUACCAGACUGUACUCCAGAAGUUGAAGUGGGCGAGUACUUCUUGUUGAAAUCUGAAGAACGCCUGUCGAAAAAGAAGCCAGAAUGGGAUUGGCCUCCAUUGUCCCCAGCUACAGAGUUGGUGGCUGCCUACAGGGACCUGGAAGUAGCUAACAGGAACCUUAACGAAAAGUGGGCCAAGGGAAAGGAGAAGCAGGAGCAGAUGGACAAGGAGUGGGAUGAGCUACGAGAGAACGAAAAGCACCUCAGAGAGUCCUUCACUCGCUUUAAUAAGUUUUUGCAGGUUAACAGAGAGAAGCGAGAAAGAGCAGAAAGUAAGAUUCAGGAGGAGAAGGCAGUGCAGAAACAGCGAAAGAAGGAGACUGUUCAACUGCAGGAGAAGUUAGAAGGUUUCAUACAGAUAAAGAAAACCCUGGAAGAACAUGUGAAUAAGCACAAGAUAUAUGAGGACUUCCUGGACAAUGUAGUGGGAAAUACGGUUUUUCGCUAUGAGACUCUGAGUGCUUCGCUCAUGGAACUUACUGAUCAGCAAUGGAGCAACCUUGCCACCCUGGAGAAUGCUUACAAUCAUACAGUCAGGCUAACAGAGGAGAAGUCACAACUCAUGUUGGGGCUGAGCAACAGAAUAUCAGAUUUGCAGAGCCAUUAUGACCAGGCUAAGGCUGAGACCUUCCGCUGGGAAACAGCACUGAGUCACAUCGAGGACAUAAAUGCAGAAAAACACAUAGAAAUCAACGAGGUGCGGACAUCAUGCUGGAACAUGUACCGAGAUAUCUGCCGGCGCAAGAAUAUGCCAGUCAAGACAGCGGAGCGAGACGUAGAGCAGCAACUGAUACACAUCAAGCACACCAUUCAAGCGCUGAAGAAGAUUGUGCAUAUCGUGCGCCAACGAGCCAUUUUGGACACAGCCUCCAAUAUAUAGCAACCCGCUCCACUAGUCACAAAUGAAAAUGAUUGUGGAUGGGAUCUGUCAUUAUCCAUGUAAUGCAAUGAUAAAAAUUAAUUUUUUUAUAGAAAUCAUUUGUCUUUCUUAAUGUCCCAUUUGUUUGUAUUCUGUGUUCUUAAAUAUGUACUCGUGCACUAGGCCAAUAUUCAUACUUGUCAUUAUUUCAGCAUUGGUUUUCACCUCUGAAUCUCUAAUAAUGUAGAAGUUACAAAUAAAAUAGCAAAUAUGAGAUGUAUUUCAAAUUUAAAUGCAAGAUUUUGACACAAGCUGUUCCUUCACAACAAUAUUUCAGAAUGAGAAAACAGUGUUUAUAUAAUUAUGAUCACAAAUAACUAAUAUGGAUUUCAUGAUGCUGGAUGUAUGUGUUGGUUAAAAUAAAAAUUUCUGAUUCCCCGU
Zootermopsis nevadensis is the source of this 1487-nucleotide messenger RNA. Its product is annotated as coiled-coil domain-containing protein 42 homolog. The record is from RefSeq and is a predicted model, not a curated record. Lineage: Eukaryota; Metazoa; Arthropoda; Insecta; Blattodea; Termopsidae.